CAGACCUAAAAUCAUCUGAGACAAUUAAAUAUUAAAGAAAAAUUUGGCAUUAUGAAUUAUUUUAAAGAAUUUUUUUCUACAUAACUAUGGUUUUCGUUCAUUUCAAUAACAAGUUUUUGAAUAUUUUUCCAAAGAAUUUCAAAUAUGUUGAAGAUGAUGAAACUAGCAACUCUCUGCAUAGAGUGUGAUAUUAAACGAACGAAUUUCAUUUAUUCUAUGAUAUUAUAAAGAUAUCGAAGAAUACUUCGAGAUUGUAUAUUGAAAUCAAUACCAAACACUUGAUUUCUUUGCAUAAUUAAAGGAAAUGUUACAUUUUAAAGAUCUAAAGUAUCAUUGUGGAUUAUUGAGAUUUAUAAAUGAUCAUAAAAAUCAUGUUAUUAACUAUUCUACUUUAAAGGAACAAUAUUUAAUAUCAAUUGAAAUUAAUUAUUUUGGAUAUAAGAUUAUCUUAAAUAAAUCAAUUUUUAAAUUGAAAUUUGAAUAAAAUGAUUUUUGUUUUGAGAAUAUAAUUGAUAUAUUAGGCAAUCAAUGAGAAUUGUCAAUGUUUAAGUCUAUCAGCAGGAGAUCUAUACAUAUUUCUUCUGUUCAAAGCUUAUUCUCAAUUGAUCGAUCAAGUUAAGAGUCGUUCAUUCUCUAUUCAAAUCUUUUGAUCUCUCCUCGUAUAACCAAAAGUGAAAAGAAAGAAGAAAAGUAAUCGUAGUAGUGAUCAUAAUAUAUAGACUAUAGAUAAUUGAAAUAUUCUGUUGUCAUGAUCGACUUUGUUCACGGUAAAAUUUUUAUUUUAUAAAAGAAAAAUAAUAAUAAUAAUCAAUAUUUAUUUUUAGCUGAAAGUAAACGAUUAAAUUUGGCAAAAAGUGUUAAACGUCGUUUUUCUCAUCAUCAACAUGGAUGGCGACAAAAAGAAACUAUUCAUCAUAUGAUUAUUUUAAUUAAAAUAAUCUAUGCUAUUAUUUUUAUUUAUUUAACAAUUUCAACAUGUCUUAAUCAAUCUGUUGAUGAAGAUGACAAUGGUUUAAAAUCAAUUUUUAUUCGUAUAUUGGACAUAUGGUAUUCAUUUUUGAGUCUUAUUUUACUUCUAUCAUUACUUAUUGAUCGUUUAAAACGACAAAAUAUUAUCUCAUACAAAUCGAUGAAUGCUAUACAUAUGUUAUUGGUUAUUACUUUUAUUAUUUUUGUUGUUUUAGGUCAUAUUCAAGCUUUUUAUCGUUUAUGGUGGUUAUCAUCACCAUUAUCAAAUAACUUGACAUGUUCAACAUUUCUUUCAAUUGUUUUUAUUGAUAUAUGUCCUACAUCAAUUGUUAUUUUCAUGAGUAUGGAUUUAUUGAAAAAACGUCGAUCAUGGCGUCAUAUUCAUACUAAUACUAUUAUUUCGAGUGUUUAG
Rotaria sp. Silwood1 is the source of this 1381-nucleotide messenger RNA. NCBI's taxonomy places the organism in Eukaryota, Metazoa, Rotifera, Eurotatoria, Philodinida, Philodinidae. The record is from the annotation of a GenBank genome assembly.